AUGGAUGGGCGUUCUUCUCCAGUGCCACCUCGGCAAACCGGCAUUCUAGAACCACAUUCCCCCGCAAAUGAAGCCGAUCGUGGAGAUAAAUCAGACCAUGUCGAGGCACAACAACUUGCCAGUGACAAUCCUGUCAAUGAGAAGAUCAAAUUGCAAGACCAGACGAAUUUGUUGCCCGUGAAACAACUGCUAAUUGUUUUUGUGGGUCUGAGUUGUGCUUUAUUCUGCGCGCUUCUUGAUCAAACUAUUGUGUCCACCGCUCUUCCAACUCUUGGACGUGUUUUUCAUGAUGCAUCAGUUGAGUCAUGGGUUGGAACAUCGUACCUUCUCACAUCUACAGCAUGCCAACCGCUAUAUGGGCGUCUGUCCGAUAUCUUUGGCCGGAAGAUCAUUCUUCUUACCAGUAUGGCCUUUUUCUUAUUUGGGUCUAUUUUGUCCGCGGUAUCCACGAGUAUGAUCAUGCUCAUUGUAUUCCGCGCAAUCGCGGGAGUCGGUGGUGGUGGCAUUCUCACAUCAGUCAUGAUCACUGUGUCUGACGUUGUUUCUUUGGAGAAGCGAGGUACCUAUCAAGGUGUCAUCGGUGUGGUUGUUGCUCUGUCCAACUCCAUUGGUCCUCUUGUCGGUGGUCUUUUCACCGAGAAGGUCUCUUGGCGAUGGUGCUUCUACAUCAACAUUCCCUUGACUAGCAUUUCUAUUCUCGUUGUCUUGCUAGUCCUACCUCUGAAGAGAGUCAAAGGAGAUAUGAUGGUCAGAUUCAAGCAGAUUGAUUAUCUGGGAUGUCUUACGAUGCUUAUCGCGGCUGUUUUGAUAUUGCUACCAAUUUCCUGGGGAGGCACUAAGUACGCCUGGAACUCGGCUGGAGUCAUCGCUCCUCUUGUCCUUGGUAUUGUGUUCUUGGCCCUCUUCAUUCUAGUGGAAAUAAAAUUUGCAAAAUUACCACUCAUCCCGAUGCAUAUCUUCAAGAAUGCAACAGUCGCUGGUGCAUUGUGCGGUGCAUUUUUCACUGGUUUCAUGUUCUAUGCCAAUUUAUACUACCUCCCCCAAUUCUUCCAAGUCGUCUACUCGGCCUCCCCAAUCAGAUCCGGUGUGCUACUCCUCCCACUAGUUGUGACUCAAUGCGUCGUGUCAUUUACCUCCGGCUUCCUUGUCUCCAAGACAGGGAACUACACCAUCAAUAUGUGGGCAGGCUUUGCCAUCUGGGCUGUUGCAUGUGGUCUGCUUUCCACGAUCUCACCAACAACAUCUCUCGGACGACUAGUCGGAUAUCAGAUUCUCAGUGGAAUCGGGUCUGGUCAGACGCUUCAGACAAAUCUGGUUGCUAUCCAGGCCAAUGUUCAACGGAAGGAGAUGGCUGUUGCUACUGCCACCAGAAACUUUCUGCGUUUGUUGGGUGGAACUAUAGCUUUAUCUGCCUGUGGUGCGAUUCUGAAUAACACUGUCCGGACUGAGUUAUCAUCCACGGUAUCCUCCGCGGUCCUAUCCAAGAUCAUCUCCGAUCCCACGCAAAUCAGCUCGGGAUCAUUGGACAUUACCGCAGCACAAAAGUCAGCAGCCAUUCGAGCCUAUAGCCAUGGGAUUCGCAACAUCUACUACUUUAUGGUUGCAUGCUGCUGCGUCUCCUUCUUCGUAACCAUCUUCUUCGUCCGCAGCACCAGCCUUAAACGUGACGAUGAUGCGAGACUACAGGAGGAAGGCAAGAAGUGGGCGGCUAAGCAUCGGGGUAUUCAUGCGUUGGGGAAGAAGAAUGUUGAUCCUGUGUCGAAUAGCGAGAAAGCCCCCGCUCCCACAGUAGCCGUGCCCGAAUCUCAGGUUAAGGGCAGCAAGUAA
Molecule: messenger RNA, 1827 nt
Organism: Penicillium pulvis
Lineage: Eukaryota; Fungi; Ascomycota; Eurotiomycetes; Eurotiales; Aspergillaceae
Product: MDR family MFS transporter
Exons: 10
Coding region: 1-1827 (608 amino acids)
Biological process (GO): transmembrane transport
Molecular function (GO): transmembrane transporter activity
Source: RefSeq, a predicted model, not a curated record